Molecule: messenger RNA, 2202 nt
Organism: Pundamilia nyererei
Lineage: Eukaryota; Metazoa; Chordata; Actinopteri; Cichliformes; Cichlidae
Gene: col8a1a
Product: collagen, type VIII, alpha 1a
Exons: 3
Coding region: 1-2202 (733 amino acids)
Molecular function (GO): protein binding
Source: RefSeq, a predicted model, not a curated record
AUGCCUCCCCUCCUUGCCCCCCUCUUCCUGCUACAGCUUGUAGUUCUUACCUUUGUGAGUGGAGGAGCAUACUACGGUCACAAGCAGCAUCCUCAGCCAUACCAACCGAUGCAGCAUAUCCAACAUAUUGGCAUGGGCAAAGACAUGCCCUAUAUGCAGUAUCCCCAUUACAGCAAGGAGCUCCCACCAAUGCCCAUGCACAAGGGAAAGGAAAAUGCUCAUAAGGGGGGAAGCUACAAUGGUGGCAAAGACAAAGGCCAGACAAUUCCUAGUGGUGCUGAGGGAAUUCCCCAAGGAGAGCCAGGCCCUGCUGGGCCACCUGGGCCACCUGGACCAGAGGGACCUUCAGGACCUCUUGGGCCUCCAGGGAAUGGGUUGCCAGGACCUGCAGGACGGCCUGGACCUCCUGGUCCACCGGGAAUUCCAGGAGUUGGGAAACCAGGUUUUCCUGGGCUUCCUGGAAAACCUGGAGGAACUGGUAUUGUUGGCCCUCAAGGAGAAAUGGGCCCUAGGGGUGAAGAAGGACCACCUGGACAGCGAGGGCCUCAAGGACCCCCAGGACCACCUGGACUUCCAGGAAUAGGUAAACCAGGUGUUCAAGGUUUACCAGGUCAAAUGGGGCCCAAAGGUGAGCCAGGUCACAAAGGUCUUCCAGGUUUACCAGGACUGCCGGGACCCAAAGGAGACAAAGGGAUGGGGUUGCCAGGACCACCUGGACACAAAGGGCUUCCAGGGCUCCCUGGGCCUGCUGGUCCAAGAGGAUUGCCUGGUUUUGGUAAACCUGGAUUGAAUGGCACACCAGGACCACAGGGACCACCAGGGGAAAAGGGACAUCCAGGACAUCAAGGGCCAGCUGGACCACCAGGUGAAAAAGGACAGCCUGGCCCAGCAGGUCUACCUGGUCAAGGGAAGCCAGGUCAAAAUGGUCUACCAGGACAACCAGGCAUGCCAGGUGUGAAAGGUCUUCCAGGACCACCAGGUUUGCCAGGAAAGCCAGGAUUGCCAGGAUUUGGUAAACCGGGACUCCCAGGACCAAAGGGUGAUAAAGGUAUGAGUGGGCCACCUGGAUCACCUGGACCAAAGGGAGAUAAGGGUUACAGCGGUCUACCUGGUACGCCUGGACCUUCUGGACCAAAAGGUCCUGAAGGUCAUCCAGGCCCUAGUGGACCCCCGGGGCCUAUGGGUGCACCUGGUCCUAAAGGAGAUUGUGGAGAAGAAGGAUCUAAAGGUUUUGAUGGAGCCCAGGGUGAGCCUGGUCCUCAAGGGUUACCUGGAAAGGAUGGCCUGCCAGGAGACCAGGGAGAGCCAGGACCAAGAGGCCCACCAGGACCAAUUGGUGCCAAAGGAGACAUUGGACCUGAAGGUCUACCUGGUGUUCCUGGUUCUUCGGGACCUCCUGGUCCCAAAGGAGAAAGAGGUGAACCAGGUGAAGUGGGGCCCCAAGGCCCUAAAGGAAUCCCAGGAAUGGAUGGUGCAGCAGGACCAAUUGGGCCCCCUGGUCUUCAAGGACCAAAAGGAGAUUAUGGUCCUCCUGGUCCACCAGGCAUUGCAGUUGAAGGAGGUCCAGGUCUACCUGGUCCCAUAGGACCCCCAGGAAAAGAAGGCCCAUCGGGACUCCCUGGGCAACGAGGUCUGCCUGGCCCUCCUGGACCACCAGGUCCACCUGGAAUACCUAGUGUGUCACCUGAAAUGGCAGGAGUGCUUUCUGAGAUGGGCCCAAGACUAGACGGUGUUAAAGCUGGAAGUUAUGGCAAGAAGGGCAAGUAUGGAGGCAAUGGGGCAGAAGUAAUGGGUCCCAGUGGGCUUGAAAUGCCAGCAUUCACAGCUACAGCAAUGACUCCAUUUCCACCUGUCGGCACUCCAGUCAUCUUUGACAAGCUUUUGUACAAUGGUCGCCAAAACUAUAACCCCCAGACAGGAAUUUUCACUUGUGAAGUACCUGGUAUUUAUUACUUUGCCUACCACAUUCAUUGCAAAGGAACUAAUGUUUGGGUCGCUUUAAUGAGAAACAAUGAGCCUGUAAUGUAUACAUAUGAUGAAUACAAAAAGGGUUUCCUAGACCAAGCAUCAGGGAGUGCAGUAUUACCUCUACAGCUAGGGGACACUGUGUAUAUUCAGCUGCCCUCAGAUCAGGCUUCAGGACUUUAUGCUGGACAGUACGUGCAUUCCUCCUUCACUGGGUACUUGUUAUAUCCAAUGUAA